AUGACAAUAGACUCGGAUUCAGAUGUGGGUCCAGAUGUCUCAACAAACUCUACAAGUAAAAUUUAAAAACAAUAACACGAUAAGAAAUAAAAGAAAAACUCAAAGAAGUAGAAAUAAGUGAUUCCAGGAGUUGAUGAGGAGGACAUCUAAUUAAAUAGAGAGUUUUAGCUUUAAGAUGAGGGAGAUUUUUACAAAGGAAUGAAGAAUAAUCAAACAGCAGGAUCGACUCAAAGAGGUGUUGGUGAUAGCAAGAGUAUCUGGAAUUUCUAGGACACGAUUAAGACUGAUUAGUAGAAAUAAAAAUACAAUUAAGAACUAGCAGAAGAAAAGGAAAAAUAAAACUUUAAGAAUUUAGAGGAAAAGAUUGUCAAAAUCCUUGAUGACUAUGGUUUGACUAUCUCUGAUAAUGAGUAGGAUUAGCCGAAGUAAAACUAAGGUCCUAAACCCUAGAUUCAGAAAACUGAUGCUAAAGUUCAUUAUGACAAAGAAGAUCUUAUUUCUUUCCAUCAGCUUUUCAUUUCAAAGCCACUCGUUAAAGCCUGCUAAGAUCUUGAAUAUGAUCACCCUACUGUUAUUUAAAGGAAGGUUAUCCCAGCUAUUAUUGAAGGAAAUGAUAUUCUAGCUCAUGCAGUAACUGGUAGUGGUAAAACAGCUUCAUAUUUACUUCCAAUUAUGGAAAAGUACUUAAGAUUAAGAGCAUCAAAUAAGGCAUCUCUUGGUAAACUUAGGUAUUUAAUACUCUAACCAACUAGAGAGCUAGCUGCAUAAUCCUAUUCAAUGUGUUAAAAUCUCUCAAAAUAUCUUCCAUAAGAUUCAUUCAAUACCUCAGUUGUCUUUGGAGGUUCAUCACUGGGCCAUUAAAAGAGGGAGCUUGAAAAUCAGCCAGAUAUGGUUAUUGGCACUAUUGGUAGAAUCCUUGAUCAUAUUCAUAAUACUAAGGGAUUCACACUUGAAAAUGUAGAUAUAUUAGUCCUUGAUGAGGCUGAUAAGUUACUUGAAAUGGGAUUUAAGGAUGAACUUCUUGAAAUCCUUAAGAAUUGUAGCAAUCCAAAGCGAUAAACACUUAUGGUCAGUGCUACUUUAAAUUAAGAUAUCAAAGAACUAGCUUAGUUAGCAUUGAAAUAGGCACUUUAGUUUACCGUAUCAUAGUAAUAAAAGCUUGCUGAUAAUAACUCAUUGAGAUUAACUUAAUACAUAGUUAGAUUACCUGAAAAUCUAGAAAAAAUUCCAAAAUAAAAAUUGGAGAGAAAAGCUAAUGAAGAUGAAGAAAUGGAUGAAGAGGAGAGCGAAGAAAAGGAGAAUCUAUCUGGAUCUGAGGAUGAAUUGGAAGGUGAUGACGAACUUGAUGAAGAUCUUGAUGGGGAUGAGGACUCUGAGAAAGAUGAUGAUGAAAAUAAAGUUGUUGGUAAAGAUGACGAUGAAGACCUGGAAAGUGAAGAUAGUGAUCCAUAUGGAGAUGAGGGACUUGACUCAGCUGAUGAUAGCGAUGAUAGUGACGAUUAGAAGAAAAAGCAUAAUAAGAAGGAGAAAAAAUAGGACUUUAGAAAAAAGAAAGAUUAAAAGCCUGUUCAUAAAUUAGACCCUUAUCUAAUUAGAAGAGAAGCUACACUCUUGAAUCUUGUUAAGAAACAUUUUAAACAAAGAGUCAUCAUCUUCUUCAAUGAGAAAGCUUAAUGCCACAGAAUGAUGAUUCUGUUUAGAAUUUAUGGUUUAGAUGCAACAGAGGUUCAUGGUAACUUAACGUAGUAAGAGAGAAUGUAGAACAUUGAAUUGUUCUAGUCUGGACAAGUUGAAUAUCUUUUGGCUACAGAUCUUGUUGCUAGAGGAUUAGAUUUGCCCUAGGUUAAAACUGUAAUUAAUUUCUCAUUCCCAACUGAGCCAAAGAGAUAUUUACACAGAAUCGGAAGAACUGCUCGAGCUGGAGCACAUGGUGUCGCCAUUACUAUUUGUAAUGAUGAGGAGAGAAAAGAAAUAAAGAAACUCACAAGAAAAUUAGGACAACAGGUUAGUACAUACACUCUUUAAACCUAAUAAGUCAAGAGAAUAUUUACAAAAAUUAGCGCUCAACUAGAUUAGAUAGUCAAGGAAAUAUCAGUUGAAGAAAAAGCAGAUAGAGAGAUGGAAGAAGCUUUGAUGCAAGCAAAAAGAGCUGAAAAUAUGAUUAAAUAUAAGGAUGAGAUUAUGAACAGACCUAAGAAGCAUUGGUAAAAAAGUAAUGACUAGAAAAAAGACAAUAAGGAAAAGUCUAAGAAAGAGUUAGAUUCAAUUAAGAAUAAAUUUGAACAGUAUCAAACUCAACAAUCAAAGGAAGUGAGGAAAAGGGACUAAAAGAUGAAAUCUAAGGAGAAAAAGAAAUUGCAACCAGGCUAGAGUAAAUUUGAGGAAGAUGUUGAGCAUGAUUAAGCAGAAAAAAAGCCAAGUCAAAAUAAGGGAGGAUAGCAAAGAGAUGGUGAUAGAAGUAAAACUCCAUUUAAAAAGGAUUAAAAGCCAUUCAAAAAGAGACCUAAUGCUCAACCAAUUAAUCCAAAAAUGAAUGCCAAAUUUGAUGAGAAGCAUGCUAAAUUAAGAAAGGGAAGAAGAGAUAGUAAGGUAAUGGUGAAAGGUAAAUAAAGUGCUGGCACUUAAGAGAAGUAAAAAACAAGAGGUGAAAAGUGGAAGGAACGAUCUGAGUAAAAAAUGAAAUCCAAAGAAGGCACUGGUAAGGGACCUAGUAAAGGUGGAAAGUCUUUUGGAGGCAAAAAAGGUUUUGAGGGCAAGAAGAAAGGCUUUGAAGGCAAAAAGAGUUUUGGAGAUAAAAAAUUCAAUAAAAAUAAUAAUGGAAAUAAGAGACAAAAGAGAUGA
Molecule: messenger RNA, 2841 nt
Organism: Stylonychia lemnae
Lineage: Eukaryota; Ciliophora; Spirotrichea; Sporadotrichida; Oxytrichidae
Source: the annotation of a GenBank genome assembly